CUAAUCAAAACCACAUCCUUAAUUUACUCUUAAUAACAUCCACAAAAAGCCUCAUUGUGAAAUUUAUUUUUUUGGAACACAGCGUAACCCGCUUACUUUAGAUUAAUCUUUUAGGUUUUCAUCAGGAAGUUAAUAGUCGAUAAUGCGUAAUUAACUAAAAUAAACACGUUCUUAUCUAUUUCACAGUAGCGGCCAUGGAGAAAUGGGAAGGGAAACUUGCAAUAGUCACAGGAACUUCCUCCGGCAUCGGCCGAGGAAUUGCAAUCAAAUUGGUGGAGGCUGGACUGCGCGUUGUGGGUAUUGCAAGACGCGAGAAUCUCGGUCGCGAACUAGAACUGGCUUUGGCUGGAGAAAAGGGUAGAUUCUAUCAUCUAACCGCCGAUAUUACCAAGGAGGAGGAUGUGCUCAAGGCGUUUGAAUGGGUCGAAGAAAAUUUGGGAGCGGUUCACAUUUUGGUAAAUAACGCGGGUACGACGCGUGAAACUACACUUGUCGAUGGGACGACGACGUCCUGGAAAGAGGUUCUGGACCUUAAUAUUAUGGGUUUAUCCAUGAUGACAAGAGAAGCUGUAAAAUCGAUGCGAGCGAACAAUAUAACUGGCGAAAUCAUACAUAUAGGAAGCUUGGGAGGUUGCAUAACAUCAUCCCCUGUGAAGGGAUUACGAAUGUAUUGUGCCAGCAAGCAUGCGGUACGAAACUUGACAGAAGGGUUGCGAGCGGAACUGCUCGAAGUAGGUAGCGAAAUUAAAGUCUCGUGCAUCCAUCCUGGAUUGGUCGAAGAUACCGAAAUUGGUGAGUACAAUGCAGCGGUAAAGGGGUUGUUUCCCUUACUCGAAUAUGUAUUGAAACCUGAAGACAUCGGAGAUAUGGUUUUGUUUGUACUUUCGAGACCACCUCACGUUCAGAUUCACGAUGUUCUGGUUAGACCAAUCGGUGAACCGCUUUAAAGAAGUCCACUUCAAUUAAAUUCUGUCAAUAAAUAAGCACCUCAUACUAGAUGUACCUUUAGUUCCAUCCAAUUUGCACCGUGCAGCGUCUUUGAAAAAGAAAGAAAGGCGAAAUAUUCCCAAUGGUGUAUUAAUAAUGUGAAGUAAUCACGUUCUUCGUGCGUGCAUGACGCAGUAUGUGGUCUUUGAGUAAAUAG
Molecule: messenger RNA, 1144 nt
Organism: Photinus pyralis (common eastern firefly)
Lineage: Eukaryota; Metazoa; Arthropoda; Insecta; Coleoptera; Lampyridae
Product: farnesol dehydrogenase-like
Exons: 5
Coding region: 195-947 (250 amino acids)
Source: RefSeq, a predicted model, not a curated record